Laccaria bicolor S238N-H82 is the source of this 816-nucleotide messenger RNA. RefSeq lists its product as uncharacterized. Bases 1 to 816 code for a protein of 271 amino acids. NCBI's taxonomy places the organism in Eukaryota, Fungi, Basidiomycota, Agaricomycetes, Agaricales, Hydnangiaceae. The transcript has 6 exons. The record is from RefSeq and is a predicted model, not a curated record.
AUGGCUAAAGGUCACAAGAAACGUCAGAGCUUUAAGAAGCACAAGCACCAGCAGAUCCUUGACUCAGAUGACAAUAUGGACAUUGAUGAUCAGAAUCAUGAUUCUGACUUGCAGUCCAAGGCUAAGAAACUAAAGCCUCCUGUUAAGCCCACUUGCAAAAAACCUGGUCGUCCAUCGAAAACAGAUCAGAAGGCUAGAACUGACCCUAUUCCCGAUGACCAGGACAACAUUGCAACUUCUCAGUUUCUUCGGCCUGUUACACCACCUAAUAAGGCUGGAAAGAAGGAUACUACUGCCAAUCAAUACACUCCCCAGACUGCUCAGAUGGUUCAAUUCAGUAUGCAGACAUCGAUUUGGCAGAUUCCAGUUGUAGCAGAAUCAGUUCGACAGCCACGCCAUGGAACUGCUGAUUCUUCAGAGAUGAGACCUCUGAAUAUGAUCAAACAAAGAGAGAGAGAUGGGUGGAAAUGUCUAGGGAAAACAGGAACAGCUGUUUUAUACAAGCUUUUCCAGGAUUGGGAGAAUGGCUACUCACCUCAAGAGUAUAAAAUCUCCAGCAGACUUGUUUCCAUGCAAUUUUUUGGUCAUCCUUGCGAUCGGCCUAAAGAGAUAUGUCUCCUUCAAAAUAUAAGGAUGAAUCUUGACCUAUCUUCUGUGUUGAGUAUCAAUGUCUUGGUGGAUGCAAUGCUGAAGCUCCAGAGUCAGAAGAAUCUGCAGCUGAAGAAGAUCAGGAUGAAGAUGUUAGUGAUGAGAAUGAGGAAAACAGAAGAGAAGCUAUGGGAGUUGAUCAGCAGAUUGAAAAGAAGGGAGUUGUGA